GCGCUCGCAGAAAGUGCCACGACUCCAAAAGUCAGCGGUGAUUGUGAACUUCUGCAAGUUGAACAGCAGGAUCUGAUUUAGGACGGACAGGACAAGGCAACGAUGGAUGUGUACGACCCUCAAACUCUUGGCAUCGUGGUGUUCGGUGGCUUCAUGGUAUUUUCUGCCAUAGGGAUCACGCUUGUAUCAACGUUUUCCAUGAAGGAAACGUCUUUUGAGGAGGCUUUAGCCAAACAACGACAAGAAUCAGGCAAGACUCAAACUCAGCGUUCUGACAAGAAGAAAAAGGCAUCUGAGAAGAAAAGCAAGGCCAAGAAGAAAGAUGAGAAACCAAAUGGAAAGCUUACCGAAUCUGAGGCUGAGUCGGCCCCUGAAUCGGUCGUCGAGAGUACCGAGCCCGAACCAGUAUCCAAACUGGAGCCAGAACCCCAACCUGAACCUGUGCCUGUUGUUAAACCCGAGCCUGAAGUUAUUGCCAAGCCAGCUGUACCUGAACCAGUUGUUGAGGUUGUUAAGUGUGUUACUGCUUCUGUUGUAAGUGUAGUAGCAGCCCCACUUGCUCCAUCCCCGAAAGAGAAAAAGAAGAAGAAGGUUGCCAAGGUGGAACCAGCCCCUGUUAAGCCUGUGGAGGUCCCUGAGGUCAUAGUCAAGGCGGAGCCAGUGGUGGUUGAGGUGAAGGUGAAAGCAAAUGUCGCCUCUGAGGUUUCUGCUUCCCCUAAAGCUGAAGAACCCAAAACUGAAACUCCAACUAAGAAGAGAUCCAAGAAAAAGUCUGAGCCAGUGGUUACUGUAGAGGCGGUGGAUGCCCCCCAGCUGUCACCUUUCAAAACUCUGGUUUCCAAUCUGAAUAACACUUCGUUUAGUGAACCCGAAAUGCAGAAACUGCUUGAGAUCAUCAGCAAGAAGGCAGGAAAGGACUCCUGGCAACUGGCAUCUCAGAAGGGUGACCCAUUGGCGGCAUUGAAGAAGCAACUGGAAGAAAAGGAAAAGCAACUGACUGCUGAGCAGGAAAACAUAGUCGCAGCAAAGACCCGUGUCCGUGAGCUUACCAAGGAGCUGAAUUCUGCAAAGAGCAAGGUGACCUCUAUUGAGACCCGAAUGAGCUCCGAGCUAAGUACCCGUAGUCAGGAGAUUGCAGCUGUGCAGGCACGCAUGCAGACAUCUCUAGAGGAGCACAUCCUCGAGACGCAGCAGCUCAACAGCAAGAUCCAGAGCCUUCAAGAGCAGCUGGAAAAUGGACCAACCGCUCAGCUUGCCCGUAUGGAACAGGAGAAUUCCAUUCUCAGAGAUGCCCUCAACAAAGCCACCAGCCAGGCAGAGAGCAGGCAGAAUGCAGAGUUGGCGAAGUUGCGUCAAGACUGUUUACGUCUCACUCGGGAGUUGAACGAUCGUUCAGUCGCUCAGCAUGCUGAGGAAGAGCGCAGAAAGGCUCUGGAAGCCAAGAUGGCUGCCACUGAAGAACAGCUAACACAAACCAAAGCAUCCCAUGUGGAGGCAAAGCAGAAGUUGGAUCGAGUCAGUGAAGAACUUCGCCAGGCGUUAAACAGUAGCAAUGCCCUACAGGCUCAACUAGACACGGCAAAAGAGCAGGCCAAGACCCUCAAUGAGCUCAAGGAAAGUAUGGGUGUCACAGAAGCAGAGCUAAAGGACAAAUGCAAAGAGUUGGAGACUUUGAGAGCCCAGCUGUCUCAGGCACCACAGGCUGAGACCCAGAAUGACAACUCGGAGGAGAUUCAGCAAUUGAAGGGCAGUCUGAAAGAGAGGGAGGAUCAGCUGAAAUCACUGGAGGCGGAGCUUAGUCAUUUGAGGGAGGAGCUUGACACAAUAAAGAAAACUCAGGUUGAGGCUGCUCAGAAUAGGAUAAAUGAGGCCAAUACAGAAUGCAGAGAAUACACGGCUGAGAUUGAACAACUUAAAACCAGUCUGAAAGAAAAGGAGGAUUUGGUGGCAUCCCUGCAGGUUCAGCUGGAGAAGAUGGAAAGCGCCAACACCGCUGAAGUAGAGCCACCAUUUGAGAAUCUGGAGAAGGAUGCUCGUAUGAUCUCACUGGAGGAGGAACUUCAUCAGAUUAAAGAAGAGAUGGAGCGAAUAAAGACUAAGAGCAAUGAACUAAGAGAGAAGAAUUAUACUGCAGUAGAGGCUCUGGCUGCUGCUGAGCGGUUGGGUGAAGAAAGACUGAGCCAAGCUAGGGCUGCACAGAGUGAGGUUGAACAGCGGCUAAACUCUUUCCAGGGUGAUGCCAAAAAUGCCCUCCAAAGUCUCUUCCCUCACAUUACCAUAGAAACACAUCAGAGUAACUGGCUGGAGGCAUUCACACAUGAAGCGCAGGCGUCCCUCACUCGAACACAACAGAUUCCAGCAGAAUCGCAGCACGAAGCAUCAAACUCAAACCUGAGGGAACUGCAACAGAAGCUCGUCCAAUCAGAGGAGAGUCAGCGGUCACUGCAGGCCGAAUGCGAACAGUACAGAUCAACUCUCAGUGAAACGGAGAGCAUGCUGAAAGCUCUUCAGAAGACUGUAGAGGAUGGAGAACUUGCAUGGAAAUCAAAGAUCUCAGAUGCAGAGGAGCAGAGACGGGCGGCCCUCGAUCAGAUGAAGGUCCUGGAGGAGACGAUGGAGAGGAUGAAAGCUGACAGGCAGGACACAGAACAGCUGAAGGGUCAGGUGAUGCUGUUAGAAGCACAACUGGAGAAACAGCUGGAGUCCAUAACCAUCAGUCAAACAUAUGAAGAAGAGAUGUCUCAGCUGAAGGCAUUGUUAUCAGAAACUCAGAGCCAGAUGAUAUCUGCCAGAGCAGAAGCUCAGGAACAGAGAGCAGAACUUUCAUCGGUCAGACAGAAGCUACAGGAGAUGACACAGCAUUUACGCAAUGCGAAGACCACACGGUCCACUCAGGUGCAGAUGAAGCUGGAAGAAGUGACAAAUAAACUGCAGACUGAAGAGGAUGUAAGACAGCAGCUAGCAAACGACUAUGAACAGGCGCAGAAGCGUGUAAGGGAUCUUGACGCCCAGUUAGUAGAGCUGAAAGCGUCUGGAGAAGGACCAUCUGAUGAGAUAAAGGAGAGACUUGAGAAGGAGAAGCAGACGGCAACUGCACUACAGGAUCUUUUGAAGAGCACUCAGGAAGAGCUGACCAAAGAGAAAGAGACCGUGAAGAGCCUGCAGGAGCAGCUACAGGGCAAGGAAACUGAGGAGUCAAAAGAAGGGACGUCUGUCUGACACAAUGAAUUAAUCAAGUCAAACCAAAUUGUUACCUUAAUUAUUCCUUUCCAAUAUUUACUUCGUAUUCCCUGAUACUGUAGCAAAUAUAUUUACUGAUAUAAAAUGUUGAGGAUUGUAUAGGAGUAUUUUUUAUUUUGUUGGAGCCAUUACUAGGUGAAUAAACCCCAUCACCUCAAAUGCCUCAAAAAAAUCAUUUUCAGUGUUAAAAAGGAGAAGUGUUUGUGUAAAACACACGUGACUUGUGCAAUCAAUCUUUUUUAUCUUUUGUUUGCCUGUUCUUGUGAGAAGAAAGAUUUCAUUGUGUGGCAAUGCGGUACAAGAAUUACUCUCUGUAGUUGGCUGCCAACAAAUGUAAUAAGAUAAUAAACUAUUUACCUGA
Messenger RNA from Paramisgurnus dabryanus, 3601 nucleotides. It is a transcript of the gene rrbp1b, whose product is annotated as ribosome binding protein 1b. Gene Ontology annotation, cellular component: endoplasmic reticulum membrane. The record is from RefSeq and is a predicted model, not a curated record. Lineage: Eukaryota; Metazoa; Chordata; Actinopteri; Cypriniformes; Cobitidae. Gene Ontology annotation, biological process: protein transport.